AUGGCGGGUUCAGGGCUCUUCUCCCCCGCUCCUUACCACAUCCUUAGCUAUGGUACUCUCUUGGGGACUACGUUUUUCCAUACAUUCGUGGGCGGCAUCGUCUCGUUCCAGGUCCUGACACGCCCGCAAUUCGCGGCGCUCAUGGCCAAAAUAUUUCCCAUCUACUUCUCCAUGCAGACGGCGCUGCCCGCCGUGCUGGCCCUCACGUAUCCGGCGGCCGGGACGGUGCUCGGCGGCGCGAGUCCGAGCGGCGGCAUCGCUGGCGUCUUGGACCCUGUCAACAGGUGGGGUGUGCUUGUGCCUAUUGCGGCCGUGUUCUUGACCGGCCUGGCGAACCUCGCCGUCGUCGGGCCGGCCACGACGCGGUGCAUGGAUGAGAGGAGGCUGCUGCAGAAAAAAGAUGGCAAGAAGAGCUACGACGCUCCGCCGCACUCCAAGCAGAUGGAAGCUCUGAACAAGAAGUUCUCCGUCCUUCACGGCGCUUCAUCGCUGCUGAACUUGGUCGGCUUUAUUGCCUCGGUUGUCUACGGCUUUACGCUGUCAUCCCGGCUUGAUUAG
Lasiosphaeria miniovina is the source of this 558-nucleotide messenger RNA. RefSeq lists its product as uncharacterized. The transcript is spliced from 4 exons. Bases 1 to 558 code for a protein of 185 amino acids. NCBI's taxonomy places the organism in Eukaryota, Fungi, Ascomycota, Sordariomycetes, Sordariales, Lasiosphaeriaceae. The record is from RefSeq and is a predicted model, not a curated record.